Molecule: messenger RNA, 1972 nt
Organism: Owenia fusiformis
Lineage: Eukaryota; Metazoa; Annelida; Polychaeta; Sabellida; Oweniidae
Source: the annotation of a GenBank genome assembly
GAAUCCUGCAACUCGGAGAUGCUAUAUUUUGUAUCAUUCAAAAUACGAACACUCAUUUGAAAACUUUUAUCCGUUCGUUUAUUCAAAACAUUUUUGUUCAUGUUUAAGCAGCAAUGACCUACAUUUAUAAAAUUAGGAAAAACAAAAGUUGAACACGAAAAUGACAACGUUAAAGCCCCCAAAUAAGCCACGGUUACGUAGGGUGGUCAGUUACAACCAGGUUGAUGAUGCAAACUCUUUGGAAAAGAAAGAAAAAAUGAAUCAACCGGAUAAACCAUGUCAUAGACCAACUGACUCUCUCUUCAGCUCAUCAAGUGGCUUCAACAACUACAGGGGGCUCCUGAAUCUCUGUAUAGUUCUAUUGGUAUUGUCAAAUGCCAGGGUUGCCUUAGAAAAUAUAAUCAAAUAUGGUAUUUUAAUAGAUCCACUGUCAGCUGGAUCAGUGUUCUUCAAAGACCCCUAUAAUUGGCCAUCGGUAUUACUUAUACUAACUGCCAAUGUGUUUGUGCUGUUCACAUUUGCUGUGGAGCUUGGAUUGUCUAAUUGCCGAAUAUCUGAAGACUUUGGGAGGAUGUGCCACACAAUAAACCUCCUUGCAGUAAUUGUGUUCCCAGCUACUGUAGUGCUCAUUGUUCACCCCAUUCCUUUUUUUUCAUCUGCUGCACUGGGAAUCUAUGCUAUCACAUUCCUGAAGCUAGUCUCGUAUAUAGCCACCAAUCAAUGGUGCCGAGCCAACAUUGCUGCAUCCAGACGCCAGAGGGUACGCUCUAUGUCUCUAUAUCCCAAAGAUGGUGCCAAUGGUGUUGUAUCAUCCAGCAUUGUGCUUACACAAUACCCAGAUAACUUGACUUUAUCAGAUUUGUAUUACUUCAUGCUGGCUCCUACCUUAUGUUAUGAGUUGAACUUCCCACGCUCAGCCAGGAUAAGAAAGCGGUUUCUCUUGAAAAGAAUUGCAGAAAUGAUUUUCCUGUUCCAGCUAAUUAUAGGACUCUGUCAACAGUGGAUGAUACCAACUGUGAACAAUUCCAUGAAGCCAUUUCAAGAUAUGGAACUACAGGUUAUUGUAGCCAGGGCUCUUAAACUAGCUGUGCCAAACCACCUGAUCUGGUUGAUGUUCUUCUAUUGGUUCUUUCACUCGUGCCUUAAUGUGAUUGCCGAGUUACUGAGGUUUGGAGACCGAGAGUUCUACAGAGAUUGGUGGAAUGCUGAAUCAGUGACAGAAUUCUGGUCCAACUGGAAUGUUCCGGUUCACAAGUGGGCAUCACGCCACCUAUACAAACCCAUGUUAACUAGAGGAUACACCAAGAUGCAGGCAUCCAUUGUGGUUUUCUUUGCUUCCGCCUUUUUUCAUGAGUACCUUGUGAGUGUGCCAUUGAGGAUGUUCAGGCUGUGGGCCUUCUCUGGCAUGUUGGCGCAGAUUCCAUAUGCGAUAUUUGUAGCAAAAUAUCUCCAUGGCAAGUACGGCAAUAUGGCAGUUUGGAUCUCAUUGAUAAUUGGCCAGCCCACGGCAAUAUUAAUGUACGUCCAUGACUACUACAUCCUACACUACGGAUCUGUAUCAUAGACAUCACACCACAGGCCUGUAGCCAGGGGGGUUCGGAGGUUCGAGCAUACCCCCACUAGCCAAAAUUUCUAUCAAAAAUUCUUGGCAAAAUCUGGCUAAGGGCCUGCACCAGUGCAAUAAAUCGGACCGGUGUUGAAUUGUUAAAACAGUAAAGAGUCCUCACUAUGGAGUAUAAUACUAUCCUCUUAAAUUGAUAAUAGAUCCUUAUAUUAUAGGCUACAUAGUUACAGUAAAACCUGUGGAAUACAUCUAUAAGUAGAACAACUCAAGAACACAUUUAUGUCUUAUUACCCCUUUAACUGAAUGUACAUUAACCUGUGUUGAUGGUACACAUCCCAAUGAACCAGAUGCGAGUAGGUAGUUACCAGUUUUACCACCAGGUGGCUAAUUUGGGUCGGAUAGCAUGGC